AUGACGCAGUUGAAAGAUGGUACUCUUUUCAUCCAAAAGUGCCACAUCGAUGGCCAAUGGACAGAAGCAGCCACCGGUCAGACUUUCAAAGUCCACGAUCCCGCCACUGGCCAGUUGGUCGGAACAUGUCCCGAGUGCGAUGCGACAGAUGCUGAAUUGGCUAUUCGCGCAGCCGAAAAUGCGUUUGGCUCAUUCUCGCAGCUCACCGGUCGACAGAGAUCCAAGAUACUGAGGAAGUGGUACGACUUGAUGGUGGAAAAUCUCGACGAUAUUGCCAUCCUUAUUACGUGGGAAAGUGGGAAGGCUUUUGCGGACGCCAAAGGCGAGGCAGUAUACGCUGCAAACUUCCUCGAGUGGUUUUCUGAAGAAGCUACGAGAUCUUACGGCGAUACCUUCGUCCCGACGACGAAGGGCAUGCGUGUCCAUGGGAUCAGGCAGCCGAUUGGUGUUUGUGGCUUGAUAACUCCCUGGAACUUUCCCGCGGCUAUGGUGACUCGCAAGGUUGCUCCAGCCCUUGCAGCAGGCUGUACCGUGGUGCUAAAGACUCCAGGUGAGACGCCAUUCACGGCCAAUGCGGUAGCGGAGCUGGGCAAAAGGGCCGGUCUGCCGCCCGGAGUUUUCAACAUUGUUACUGCUUUGGUAAAUACGCCUAAGAUCGGUCUCAUCUUGACCACAUCGCCGGCUGUUAAGAAGGUCUCCUUCACUGGCAGCACGGAUGUCGGCAAGCUCUUGAUGAAGCAGGCCUCUUCGACUAUGAAGAAGCUCUCACUCGAACUCGGCGGCAAUGCGCCCUUCAUUGUUUUUGAUGACGCUAAGGACAUUGAUUCCGCUAGUGGUGUCUAUGAGGAGUUCGCAGCUAAGCUCAAGGACAAAGUCGAGAGCAGUUUCAAGGUUGGCCAUGGAUUCGAUGCCGAAGUAACACAUGGUGCGUUGAUACACGUCCGAGCUGUUGAGAAGGUAGCCCAACACGUGGAUGAUGCCAUCGGAAAGGGGGCUACCGUCUUGACCGGGGGGUUGGCUAUGCCCCAUCUUGGAGAAACCUUCUAUGCCCCAACGGUGUUGACUGGCGUCAAAGACACUAUGGAUGUUGCGGCAGCUGAGACCUUUGGCCCUGUCGCCGCAUUAUUCAGCUUCGAUACGGAGCAAGAGGUCAUACAGAGGGCCAACUCUUGUCGGGUAGGGUUAGCCGGAUAUGUUUACAGUGGAGAUCUCGAUAGGGUGUAUCGCGUGGCAGAGCAGUUGGAAGUUGGAAUGGUGGGAAUCAACACCGGCCUCAUAAGUGACCCUGCUACGCCGUUUGGCGGUGUGAAAGAGUCAGGCUUCGGCAAGGAAGGCUCCAAAUAUGGCAUCGAUGAGUAUUUGGUUGCGAAAACCAUCACCAUAUCUCAUUUGUAG
Colletotrichum chrysophilum is the source of this 1395-nucleotide messenger RNA. RefSeq lists its product as uncharacterized. The transcript has 3 exons. Bases 1 to 1395 code for a protein of 464 amino acids. The record is from RefSeq and is a predicted model, not a curated record. Gene Ontology annotation, molecular function: succinate-semialdehyde dehydrogenase (NAD+) activity. NCBI's taxonomy places the organism in Eukaryota, Fungi, Ascomycota, Sordariomycetes, Glomerellales, Glomerellaceae.